Messenger RNA from Sporisorium graminicola, 3957 nucleotides. RefSeq lists its product as uncharacterized. The transcript has a single exon. Lineage: Eukaryota; Fungi; Basidiomycota; Ustilaginomycetes; Ustilaginales; Ustilaginaceae. Gene Ontology annotation, molecular function: ATPase-coupled intramembrane lipid carrier activity; ATP binding; magnesium ion binding. The record is from RefSeq and is a predicted model, not a curated record. The coding region runs from base 1 to 3957 and encodes 1318 amino acids. Gene Ontology annotation, cellular component: endosome; plasma membrane; trans-Golgi network. Gene Ontology annotation, biological process: phospholipid translocation; endocytosis; retrograde vesicle-mediated transport, Golgi to endoplasmic reticulum.
AUGUCGUCUAACACCACCGGCUGGCCCUCUUCCUCUUUCAACGCGAGUCCCGUGUUCAACGGCGCGUAUCCUCUACACCCUUUGACAACCACAACCACCAUGUCGACGGGACGCAGCUCGCCAGCACCCUCCUACCACUCGCAAACCGAAACCGGAUUCGCCACCUUUCGCUCGCGCAAUCCGCGCUCCAGAUUCAGUCGCUUCGGCCAGAACAAUGCUCGAGAUUCGGACGAACAGCAAGGUCUGCUGCAGGACAGCGAUGAUGAGGCUCCGGGACGCUCGACGGGCUCAAAGCGGCCUAGCUUGACCUCACGACCCUCCGAGGACCACCGCCGGCAGUAUGGCACUCACGACGAUUCAGACGGCAUUCCACCACCAUCCAAUACCGUCGUCCAGCUUGGCUCACGCAGAGCUGGCUUCAUUGCUUCUUUGUUCUCUUCAAAGGAACGUGCUCCGCGCGAUCUCAGCAGGACCAUCAGUCUCGGCGACUCGGAUCGCGUACGUUCAAAGUACCCCGCCAAUGUGGUACGCAAUCAAAAGUACAACGUCGUCACCUUCUUGCCCAAGGUGCUGUACGAGCAGUUCAAGUUCUUCUUCAACCUCUACUUUCUUCUUGUUGCCCUCAGUCAAUUUAUACCCGCCCUCAAGAUCGGCUUCAUCGCCACCUACGUGGCUCCCCUCGCCUUCGUCCUCUGCAUCACCAUCGGCAAAGAGGCCAUCGACGAUUGGGCCAGAUACAAGAGAGAUGUAGAGAGCAACAGUGCUCCUUACAAGCUGCUCGUACCCAACGACUCAGCUCUCGCCAAGGCGCAGGCACGCUUGGCCAGGAAGGCCAGCUCCAACAAGCCCCUUUCACUUGGCAGUGAUCUGGGCCAGUCUAGAGUCGUCCAGGUUCCCAGCAGCAAGAUCAAGGUCGGUGAUCUGGUCGUGCUCGACAAGAAUCAGCGCGUGCCCGCCGACAUGGUGUUGCUGCAGACCUUUUCCAAUGAUGCGGCGAUCGAAACCGGUGGUGGCUCUGUUGUACCUACACCAGCGGAUGAGAGCACCCAGUUUGUUCUCGGCGAGGAUGAAGACGAAGGAGAGGACAACAUCAAAUCAGCAGAAGCAGGAGCGGCCAAGUCGGCAGGCCCAUCUUCUUCCGAUCCUAGCGAGGGCGUUGACGUUGGAGGCUCGAACGGCAGCUGUUUCAUUCGCACCGAUCAACUUGACGGAGAAACGGACUGGAAGCUGCGCAUUGCCGUCGAGCUGACCCAACGCAUGCCUACAGAUGAGCUGGCUGUCCUCCGCGAUCGUGCCGUCGUCUUUGCAGGUCCGCCAAUCAAGGACAUCCACUCGUUCCUCGGCAACCUCACACUGCAUCCUCCGCCAGACGACGGUUCUGCCACGCCUCCACCCACGCUGCCACGGUCUGGUCCCACCGUAGGCGAUCUACUUGGCGUGCCAACCGACGCGCCAGAUCAGAACCGCAGCUCAGCCGAAUCACAACGCCCAGACACCAUCAUCGCCAUGAGCCAGCAGCCUCAAGUGGCUCCUCUGACAGCCGAGAACGUCUUGUGGGCCAACACCGUCCUUGCGGCCGGCACCGCCGUUGGAAUGGUCGUCUACACGGGACGAGAGACAAGAGCCGUCAUGAACACGUCUUAUCCAGGCACCAAGGUCGGACUGUUGGACCUCGAGAUCAAUCGCCUCUCCAAGAUCCUUUGCGGUGUCACCUUUGCGCUUUCGGUCGCGCUCGUCGCUCUCAACGGCUUCAAAGGCGAGUGGUGGAUCUACAUCUUCCGCUUCCUCAUUCUGUUUUCGUCCAUCAUCCCCAUCAGUCUCCGCGUCAACCUGGACAUGGGCAAGACCGUCUACGCCCGCCAGAUCAUGCAUGACGAUGAGAUUCCAGGUACCAUUGUCCGCACCUCGACGCUGCCAGAGGAGCUCGGCCGCAUCGAGUACCUCUUGUCCGACAAGACAGGAACGCUGACGCAGAACGAGAUGGAACUCCGCAAGCUGCACAUGGGCACCAUGAGCUACGGCUGGGACAGUAUGGACGAGGUCGCAUCGCAGCUUGCUACCGCGUUGCAGCAGCAUUACGGCAACACUAAUGCUCAGCCUCUGAGCCCAACCAAGACAACACCUGGCGGCAAGAGCAUUGCGCAGCAGCCCAUAUCGCUCACCACAGCAGGGGCGAUGCUGGCUGGACGUGGUCGUCGUGACAUGAGCUCUCGUGUUAAGGAUGUCGUUCUGGCACUUGCACUCUGCCACAAUGUGACACCGGUAAUCGAGCCCGAUGGAUCUAUCACCUACCAAGCCUCCUCUCCCGACGAGGUCGCCAUCGUCCGAUGGACAGAAUCGGUGGGGCUCAGCCUCGUCGCGAGAGACCGCACGUCCAUGUCGCUUCGCGCUUCUGACGGCUCGACACUGCACUUUGACAUACUCGAAGUGUUCCCCUUCACCUCGGAAUCGAAACGCAUGGGAAUCGUGAUUCGCGAGCGGAGCACGGGCGAGAUCACGUUCUAUCAGAAAGGCGCCGAUGUGGUCAUGGCCAAGAUUGUCGCGCAGAACGACUGGCUCGACGAAGAGUGUGGCAACAUGGCCCGCGAGGGGCUGCGUACGCUCGUGGUGGGACGCAGGAGGCUGACUCAGGACAGUUGGGUGGUGUUUGAGCGUGCCUACAAGGCGGCGCGGGUGCAAGUUGAGGACCGCAACCAAGCCAUGGCGCGGGCAAUCGAGGAGCAUCUCGAGAACAAUUUGGAGCUGCUCGGCCUCACGGGGGUCGAGGACAAGCUGCAGGAGGAUGUCAAGAUGACGCUCGAGCUGCUGCGUAAUGCCGGCAUCAAGGUGUGGAUGUUGACGGGUGACAAGAUCGAGACAGCGACUUGCAUUGCCAUCUCGUCCAAGUUGGUGGCUCGCAACCAGUACGUGCAUCAGGUGGCUAAGCUGCGCACGCCGGAUGCGGUGCGCGACAUGCUCGACUUCGUGCGUUCUAAGCUGGAUUGUUGUCUGGUGAUUGACGGAGAGUCACUGCAGGUAUGUCUGGAUUCGUUCAAAGACGAAUUCAUCGAGCUGGCGACGCAGCUGUCGGCGGUUGUAGCGUGUCGAUGUUCGCCUACGCAGAAGGCGGAUGUGGCAAGGCUGAUCCGUACACACACGCGCAAGCGGGUUUGCUGCAUCGGCGACGGCGGCAACGAUGUGUCGAUGAUCCAGGCUGCCGACGUCGGAGUGGGUAUCGUGGGCAAAGAGGGCAAGCAGGCGUCGCUCGCCGCCGACUUCUCCAUCACCCAGUUUAGCUUCCUUACCAAGCUGCUCGUGUGGCAUGGGCGCAACUCAUACAAGCGGUCCGCCAAGCUCGCGCAAUUCGUCAUCCACCGCGGCCUCAUCAUCUCGAUCAUCCAAGCCGUCUUCUCGUCCAUCUUCUACUUUGCGCCCAUCGCUCUGUACCAGGGCUGGCUCAUGGUCGGUUAUGCGACUGUGUACACCAUGGCGCCCGUCUUCUCGCUCGUGCUCGACCGCGAUGUCAGCGAAGACCUCGCGCUGCUGUACCCGGAACUGUACAAGGAUCUCACCAAGGGCCGCUCGCUUUCCGCGAAAACCUUCACCACCUGGCUCAUGAUCUCGACGUACCAGGGUGGCGCGAUCAUGAUCCUCUCGCUGCUGCUGUUCGAGAACGAGUUCCUCAACAUCGUCAGCAUCUCGUUCACCGCCCUGGUCGUCAACGAACUCAUCAUGGUCGCGUUGGAGAUCACCACGUGGCACGUCUACAUGCUGCUCUCCGAGAUCGUCACGCUGUUUUUCUAUUGCGUGAGUAUCGUGUUCUUGCCCGAGUUCUUCGAUCUGGGCUUCGUGCUGUCAUACAGGUUCCUGUGGAAGACGGCGGUGAUUGUCGCGGUCAGCAGCUUGCCGUUGUAUGUCUGGCGCGAGGUGAGGAACCGCUUGGCGCCGCCGAGCUACAGUAAGCUGGCCAUGGCGUGA